UUGAUUAGUGAAACAAAUACUUUUGGUAACUCUUAAGAACUAAGUAUAUUUUCUUGGUUGAUAUUUCCUUCAGUCAUCAACUGUGAAGUUGCAAAAGAAAUGACUACUCACAAGGCUCACUGCUUGAUUUUGCCAUAUCCACUCCAAGGUCAUAUCAACCCAAUGCUCCAGUUUUCCAGACGUUUGCAAUCCAAAGGUGUCAAAAUCACUAUAGCACCCCCAAAAUCCUUCUUGAAAAACAUGCAAGAAUUGCCUACUGCCGUGUCAGUUGAGGCCAUAUCCGAUGGCUAUGAUGAUGGUGGUCGCGAUCAAGCUGAAUCAUUCGUGGCCUACACAACUCUAUUCAAAGAAGUUGGCUCGGCUACUCUGUCUCAACUUAUUCAAAAAUUGACUAAUUAUGGAUGCCCUGUGAAUUGCAUAGUAUAUGAUCCAUUCCUUCCUUGGGCAGUUGAAGUGGCAAAGACUUUUGGAUUAGUUAUUGCUGCAUUUUUCACACAAUCUUGUGCAGUGGAUAACAUUUAUUACCAUGUACAUAAAGGGGUACUAAAACUUCCUCCUACUCAAGUUGAUCAAGAAAUAUUAAUUCCUGGAUUUUCAUGUCCAAUUGAACCGUCCGAUGUGCCUACUUUUGUUAUUCAUCCUGAAGCAGAAAGAAUACUCGAAAUGUUGGCGAAUCAAUUCUCCAAUCUUGACAAAGUUGAUUGGGUCCUAAUCAACAGCUUCUAUGAUUUGGAGAAAGAGGUAAUUGAUUGGAUGGGCAAGAUUUAUCCUAUCAAGACAAUUGGACCAACAAUACCAUCAAUGUACUUAGACAAGAGGCUACAUGAUGACAAAGAGUAUGGACUUAGUGUAUUCAAACCAAUGACAAAUGAAAGCCUAAAUUGGUUAAACCAUCAACCAACAAGCUCAGUGGUGUAUGUAUCAUUUGGAAGUUUAGCCAAACUAGACACAGAACAAAUGGAAGAACUAGCAUGCGGUUUGAAGAAUAGCAACAAGAACUUCUUGUGGGUAGUUAGAUCCACUGAAGAAUCCAAACUUCCCAAGAACUUUUUAGAGGAAAUAAAAUUAGCAACUGUGAGUAAAGGCUUAGUGGUGGCAUGGUGUCCACAAUUACAAGUGUUGGAACAUGAAUCAAUAGGGUGUUUUCUGACGCACUGUGGGUGGAAUUCGAUUUUGGAAGCCAUUAGUUUGGGAGUGCCAAUGGUGACAAUGCCACAAUGGACAGAUCAACCAACAAAUGCAAAGUUUGUGAAGGAUGUUUGGGAGAUGGGAGUUAGAGCCAAACAAAAUGACAAAGGGAUAGUUAGAAGAGAAGUUAUAGAAGAAUGUAUAAAACAAGUGAUGGAAGAAGAGAAAGGAAAGGUGAUUUGGGAAAAUGCAAAGAAAUGGAAGAAAUUGGCAAGAAAUACCAUGGAUGAAGGAGGAAGUUCAGACAAAAACGUUGAAGAAUUUGUUUCCAAGUUGGUGACAAUUUCCUAAGUAGGAAGUCAAAUAAGAUUCAUAAAAAGUAGUUGGUUUGUAUUUUUGCAAUUUCUUUUUCUAAUUGAAGUAGUACAAUUUGACCAGAAUAUUCUUUCGUUUUCUUCUCUUUUAAAUUUGGUUAAUCAUUUCUUGUGGAAUGCUAAAGAAAUUUGCCUGAUAAAACAAUAAGUUGUCAUGGUAAAUGAAUAAAUCCCAACUUAUUUGGUA
Molecule: messenger RNA, 1689 nt
Organism: Capsicum annuum
Lineage: Eukaryota; Viridiplantae; Streptophyta; Magnoliopsida; Solanales; Solanaceae
Product: UDP-glycosyltransferase 74G1
Exons: 2
Coding region: 100-1479 (459 amino acids)
Molecular function (GO): UDP-glycosyltransferase activity
Source: RefSeq, a predicted model, not a curated record